Molecule: messenger RNA, 1870 nt
Organism: Musca domestica (house fly)
Lineage: Eukaryota; Metazoa; Arthropoda; Insecta; Diptera; Muscidae
Product: transcription factor grauzone
Exons: 5
Coding region: 91-1800 (569 amino acids)
Biological process (GO): regulation of transcription by RNA polymerase II
Cellular component (GO): nucleus
Molecular function (GO): DNA-binding transcription factor activity; RNA polymerase II cis-regulatory region sequence-specific DNA binding; zinc ion binding
Source: RefSeq, a predicted model, not a curated record
UACAUUUACAAAUCAACUUCUUCCUGCGCUAAUUGAAAUAAAACUCGUAAUUUUAAAUAAAGUAUUCACAAAAUAUAUUAAAUUGUGAACAUGUUAUGCUGUGUCUGUUUGCUGGAGAACACCGGCACCAUGGGCAUAUAUGAACCAGAUGGAAUCGAGUUAAAAAUUGAGCAAAUAAUCCAGCAGCAUUUGUGGUUUCAGCCAGAAACUGAUAAUCCAAUUAGAUCACACAUUUGCUUUGUAUGUUGGGGAACAUUGUUGGAUUUUCACACAUUUUAUGAACAAGCCAAAAAAAUACACCAUCAAUAUGAAACAGAAGAAAAAGGGAAACUUAUCAAGGAGGAGGAAACACCAAUAAGUUCCAAUUUCAUUGAUCAAGCAAAUGACGAACUAUUUGAAAACAUACUGGAAAUGAACAUAGAAAUAGGUGACAACUUAAAGAAAAUAUGUGAAGUUGAAAGUGAUUCAAUAUCAGCAGAUAAUCCCUUGGAGGACACACAAAAUGAUUUGGUUUCUAAACCCAAUUGGAGUGACACCAAAAAUGAAAUGCAUACCCUACAAAUUAAUUCCCCUGGGAAACCGCAAGAUGUUGAGGAGGGUUCUGACAAUGAAUGCUCCGAAGAUUAUGAUCCCUCAGCCAGCAGCGAUGAAAAAGAAUCCAUAUCAUCAGAAGAUGAUUGUCUAAGCACACUAACCAAAAAGAAUAGAAAGAAGACUUAUAAAACAGGCGGAACAGCAAAUAAGAACCGUACACCUAUCGAACAGAGCAUCUACGAAAUAAGAAAGAAACGAAAAGAACUGUACAAGAUUGAUGAGAAACAUGCCGACGAAAUGAUAUUAAAAUAUGUUCCAAUGGGCUGUGAUUUGUGUGUGUUUGUUGGUAAAACUUUUCCCGACAUUGUGGAACAUUUCAAAGAAGCUCAUCCUAGAACCCGGCCUUAUGUCACAUGCUGUGAUAAGCAGUUCACUAAGAGAUGCCAUUUAGCUCAACAUGCCCUAAUGCAUGAAGACCCUAAUUGUUUUAAAUGUCACGAGUGCAAUAAGAAAUUUACCAGUAAACGUGGUCUAAGAUCACACGAUCUGAAUUACCACGCCACGGAGGAGGAGCGAAUAUUUGCCUGCGAUAUGUGCCCAAAAAAGUUUGCAGCACGUAAUUUCUUGGAAUUACACAAACCAUCUCAUAUACCCCGCGAACAGUGGGAGUUCUUCUGUCCAAAAUGUCCCUCGUCCAGGUUUGCCAGUUCAUAUUUAUUGAAAGUGCACACAAGUAUGCAACAUAAGAGAAGUAAACAUGUAUGCCAUGUGUGUGCCAAAGAGAUACGUGACAAAACCACAUUUGAAAAACAUGUACGUUCGCAUUUCGGCGAAACAGCACCUCGUGUUCCAUGUCCCUAUCCUGGCUGUGAUAGUUGGCUGAAAGAUGAAGAUAAUUUAAGGAAGCAUAUGAAAAGGCACAAUUUAGAGGGCAUAACAUAUCGCUGUGAAAUAUGUGACAAAGUCUAUAAGAAUCGUGUGGGCCUAACCAAUCACAAACGUUAUAGUCAUACAAUGAGCGCCAACUUCAAAUGUGAACAAUGUGAUAGAUCCUUCAAGAAAGCAAUAUCCUUAAGGGAACACAUGACCCAACAUACCGGAGAAACGCUUUACAAGUGUCCAUUUUGUACAAGAACUUUCAAUUCUAAUGCCAAUAUGCAUGCCCAUAAAAAGCGCGCCCAUCCCAUUGAAUGGGAGGAGUGGCGAAGAACUAAAACGGGGAGUGCUCAAGUUGUAAUAAAACAACAAACUUCGAAUUCUUUGUAAAAAAAUAUCUUAUACAAUAUUCUAAAAUGUGGAGAAAUAAAAUAAUAUGGCCUUUGUAGUUAAUUAAUAA